This is a messenger RNA of Akanthomyces muscarius, 1056 nucleotides long. RefSeq lists its product as uncharacterized. Bases 1 to 1056 code for a protein of 351 amino acids. The transcript is spliced from 8 exons. Lineage: Eukaryota; Fungi; Ascomycota; Sordariomycetes; Hypocreales; Cordycipitaceae. The record is from RefSeq and is a predicted model, not a curated record.
AUGGCUGCUCAAGGUGAUGCUGAGAACCAACGACCAGAACACACCGAAGAAACUCCGCUGCUCAACGGAGAGAAUCAUGAGGCACAAGAGCAGGUGGGAGCUGCGCAUUCUUUACUGCGGCGAUGCUUCUCGUACUCGUUGAAAGUGCUGGCCAUUCUUAUCGUGGUCGGUAUCACGAGCCUCUUUGUUAAAGGCUGGAUCGAUGCUGGCAGCGAUUUCGACUUUGACUUAAAAAAUGCGCUGAAGAAAGCGCUUGGCGGGGGCCUGAGUGGUGCCGCGGCCAUGGUUCUUCAGGUGCUGCUACUCAUGCCACUGCGAACCAUCAUGAAUUACCAGUACCGAUAUGGGACUUCGUUUUCGACAGCGAGCGCGACCCUGUAUACUAGUGGAGGCCUUGGGCGCUACUACCACGGCAUCGGCGCUGCGUUGAUUCAAGGCCCCGUCUCGAGAUUUGGCGACACUGCUGCCAAUGCUGGUAUCCUUGCGCUUCUCCAGUCAAACUCAUAUCUCAAAAACCUGCCGGUGCUGGUCAAGACAGUAUUCGCCUCUCUUUGCGCUGCCGCUUUCCGAAUGAUACUUACGCCGGUCGAUACCUUCAAGACAACCCUCCAGGUCGAAGGCGCACAUGGGACCUCUCUGCUCCGUGACCGCAUCAAGAAACACGGCCUUGGUACGCUGUGGUGGGGAGCAUUUGCUACUGCAGGGGCUACAUUCGUGGGACAUUACCCAUGGUUUGCAACGUACAACACAUUGAGCGAAGCCAUCAAAGAGCCGCCCAAGGACCAGUUUUUUCUCUGGCUUCUGCGGCUAGCGUUUAUCGGAUUCGCCGCCUCGUUGGUGUCUGAUUGUGUAUCGAACUCGCUGCGGGUGGUGAAGACGUAUCGCCAGGUCCACGAGACGCAGGUUUCCUACACCAAAGCAGCAAAAUUGGUCAUCCAGGGCGAUGGUGUAUCGGGCCUUUUCGGUCGCGGACUGCCGACUCGCAUCUUGUGCAACGGCCUGCAAGGGCUUCUGUUUUCUAUCCUGUGGAAGCUGUUCCUCGACUUUUUGGAGUAA